Molecule: messenger RNA, 680 nt
Organism: Musa acuminata AAA Group (dessert banana)
Lineage: Eukaryota; Viridiplantae; Streptophyta; Magnoliopsida; Zingiberales; Musaceae
Product: anthocyanidin-3-O-glucoside rhamnosyltransferase-like
Exons: 1
Coding region: 87-614 (175 amino acids)
Source: RefSeq, a predicted model, not a curated record
UCACUCUUUUAAUUCAAUGGAAGAAAUAGGCGGUAGCAAUAGGGUGGCGCCACGUCGACCUCCUGGACUUGGACCUCCACGUCGUCAUGUUCCCUUACCUCGCGUUCGGCCACAUCAACCCCUUGCUGCAGCUCGCACGCUCGUCCUGCGCUACCGGGAGUGGCGUGCGCAUCACCUUCCUCUCCGCUAACGCCAACGUCUCACAGAUCGAGUCGCUUCUCCCCGCCUCCAUGUCCACCUCUGUUGUCUUGCUCCACCUGUCGGCUGUGCUCGGCCUGCCCUUGGGAGUCGAUAGCACGGCCGACCUCUCCCCGGCGUCACCAGCGGCCAAGCUCCUCAAGCCCGCCGUGGACGGGACCAGGCCCCAAGUGGAGUCCCUCCUCCGUGAACUCCGUCCACACCUAGUCGUCUUCGACUUCGGCAUGCAGUGGCUGCCAGAGGUUGCGGAGCCGCUUGACGUGUGGACGCUCUUCUUCUUCUUCGUCUUCGUGGUGAUCUCCACCGCCUACCUCACCGCCCCCGCACGGCGCGUCCACGGCCCCGCCCCGACUCUCGACGACAUCAUGUCGCCCCCUCCGGGCUUCCCGCCCAGUCUCUGCAGUAACGGGAGGUAGCGACGGCGUGCACCGUCGCGGCGGCCAGCGACGACGCGUCUCUCCUCGCCCAGAUCGCGAUGAUGG